Molecule: messenger RNA, 5365 nt
Organism: Dinoponera quadriceps
Lineage: Eukaryota; Metazoa; Arthropoda; Insecta; Hymenoptera; Formicidae
Product: solute carrier family 22 member 6-A-like
Exons: 9
Coding region: 2756-4840 (694 amino acids)
Biological process (GO): transmembrane transport
Cellular component (GO): membrane
Molecular function (GO): transmembrane transporter activity
Source: RefSeq, a predicted model, not a curated record
UUGAUCGUAACAUUAAAAAAUAUUUCCACACUACGAUUUUAAUAUUUAAGAACAUAAUAUUAUCAAGUAACGGUUUGUAAAACAUUGAUAAAAUACUGCGUCAAGAUGUUUGUAAAAUCUACAUAAAAUCAACGUUUCGAAGGAUUGAUUUAACGUUUCCUGCUUACUGGGAAGGACGGUGCAGCGAGGUGCCAAGGGCCCAAGAAGGGAACAGAAUUUCUCUUUUACAAACCAACGGAAUUCGCUUGUUGGGACCAAAAAUUCCUUCCGUUUCAGCCAAAACGCAUUCGGCUCGUUCGGUCGGUCACGUUAAUUCAACCAAUAACGUUCCUUCCCCGCGUACAUCCGCGAUUCUUCACGACGCCGACGAAAGCGCACCGAGUGAUUAUGCGUUCCGUCAGCGGCCAAAUGGAAAUGAACGGAUGAUGGAGCGGGAUAUACGAUCCGAGCAUGUCGAUACUGUGCGAUGACGUGCGAUCGACGCCUAAAAUCGAAGGACGACGACGACGACGAGGGCAACGAGGAUGCGAGGAAAGAAGGGGGAGAGGGGAAGAGAGAGGAAUGCAUUCCCUUCGGAUUCGGUCGUCGAUCCAUCCGGCGACGAACCACCGAUGAAAGGCAGGAUGCGGCCGGGACCGGACGUAACCAGCCCGGCAUACGCAAGCAGUUCCAGAAACGAAGGAAACGCCGUCGUUGCCGUCGUCGUGAUGACUUACACCCUAUGUCGCGAUCAAGAUAAUGUCGCCGCCGGCGCGCCUUCUAAGUCGACUGCUGAAACAGUCGUAAUAGAUACACGCCUUUUAGACGCGUCCACGAGGCGUUGCCACCUGUCGUAGCGCGUCGUGAGAGACGGUCGUGCACUUUACGACCGUAAUUUUAACUCUCAAUUCGCGCGAGCGACGCGUCAUGGUCGGCAUAGUCGGCGACGGGGGGACGCGAGGGGGCGACGUGACACGUAUCGAUUCUUGUUCCGCGUCACAUUCGCGCGCGCUCGUCACUCUUCUGUUCCCGGAAUGAAAGAAUCUUUUGUUCUUGACCUAUAGGUCACACGUGACGCGCGCGUAGCGCCGCGAUAAUCAUAUCGAGAGAGUUUCACGCUGAUGGUCCGGAGUCGAAGCGCAACGUCAUGUGUUAACGAUGUUCCUUUCACGCGUCAGUCCCUGCUGUGUAGCUUGGUGUAAGCUAUGAGUUUACUUCUCUCGGAACUGAUUGUGCAGAGAGAGAGAGAGAGAGAGAGCUAAUUAGGAAAUAUUAUAAAUUUCAGACACCAGAGUGGAAGACUGUAUAGCCACAAAAUUUCCAUCGGAUAAACCGAUUUAAACGAUGUAUCCGAUUGUUAUUUUUAUCGCCCGAUCAAGUUGCCGAGGAAACCUAACUGGAAAAUUAAUCACCCUUUGUACAUCCGUUGUAAUUUUCGCCGAAUAAAGGCAUGACUUGAUCGGAUGAAAUGACGAAAUGAUCGGGCACUGUCGUGAAAUCGAUAGGCAAGUAAAUCAUCAUAAAUGAGUCGUCGAUUAAGUAGAAAUUCGCAACGAAAUCCCGACGGAAACUGUCCCGUUCCCUGUAUUUAACAUCACGUCAUGGCGCACACACUCUCGCUCGCGACAGUCCGGCGGAGUUCGUAGACCCAGCUGAGAGGACGUUAUCUGACUCGUUGCGACACACUCGGGGGUGUGUGUGUGUGUGUGUGUGUGCAUCGCGCGGAAUUCAAGCGCGCGUUUUCCGCGCUGUAAUAACUAUCAUCUGGGGGGGAAAAGUGGAUCGAGAGCUUCGCAUUCAUUGUUAACGCUGCCAUUUUUACGGCUCGCGUGCCGACACUCUUCACUUUACCGGCACAAAUCGCCGAUUCGCUCGCAAUCACGCUCGCAAUUAUCGCAAACGCGUCAUUAAGUCCGAUGUCUUCCACCUGGCUCCGCGGAGUGAAAAUUGAAAAAUCGCUAUUCCGUUAGCGUCGGCUAUCGUUGCGCUUUCACGCAACGUUACACCGAUACCUGGAUCGAGCACGUGCGACGACGAACGAUGAUGAUGACGACGAUGACAACGGGGAACGAGAAUCGGCGGACGGUUACGUCAACAGCCGGAAUAUUGAUCGUUGUAUUGGCAGAAGAUCGUUUUCUCCCGGCGGCGUGUAUAUAUGUAUGUACGUGCCGCGUUAUGUGCCGCGUGUCGUCAGUUAUCGAAACAAUAGGACGGUACCCGCCGUCCUCCUCCGAUUCACCGCCAUUCGGUUUCCUCCUUCGCGCCGUCCUGCGAGAGAGACGACGACUCUCCUGGCGAUCCCCUCUCUGUCAGUGCGUGCUUCACCCUCGCGGAUGACACUUUGUCCCGAGCGGAUGCAUCCUCCCGCUCGAUACUCCGUUUUCACACAAACAAACGAAACUUUCCUCAAAUUCCGCUCGUUUCUUCCCGAUCCGAAAAAUUAAACGCAAGCGGUACUUACCUUACGAAAAGGAGAAACGGCGCUCCCCUCGUUUCUCGCCGGCGUGAAUUCGGCAUUCUUAAGUUCGCGGGAUCGAAGCGAAUAUAAUCGAUCUUCGCGAGGGGAAUUCGCGCGUCGCAAAUGGAUCGAGCGUGCGGUGGAAGAAACGUCCGGCCGUCGGUGAGGUCGUUCGCGCGGAUUUUCGCGAAGGAAUGAACAAAGGUGACAUGCCGGACUCUGGUGGUAUUUAAACCAGUACGCAGUGCGUGUCGCGCCUUCGACCGGCGAGAGGUUUUCGGCCGGCUGAUUGUCGACGGUUCGGCGAAAUCGUUCACGAUGAACGCCGAGGAAGUUAAAGUGGGCUGCUUUCAAAUGGUGCUGGUGCUGCUGCUCGGGAUAAACUAUGUCAUCGUAGCCAUGAGCCACGCGCUACCGGCCUUUCAUAAUUACACGCCGAAAUUCUACUGCCAGACGAAGAAUUCGACGAGUAGGAGCUACGGCUGCCAAGACGUCGCGAAUUCAUCGAUCGACGCCAACGUAACUUUCGCGUCGCCGGAAGUGUCGGCUCUCGCCUCCUGUUCCGGCGAGUAUCGCUUUGUGACGGAGUUCGCCGAGAGCAGCGUGGUCACCGAAUGGGGUUUGGUGUGCGAGAAACGGUAUCUGUCUCACCUCGGGCCGACCGCUUACUACACCGGGGUGAUCUUGGGCGCGUGUAUCGCCGGAUUUCUCGCCGAUCGUAUCGGCAGACUUCCCGUUCAAGCGAUCUGCCUGUAUGCGCAGGGGACGAUGGCGGUGGCACUCUACAUCGUGCAGAGUUACCCCGCCUUCCUGGCGCUGCGCGGUCUUCAAGGGGUGUUCGUCCAGGGCCUGCAGAACUCCACGUACAUCCUCUCUCUGGAACUAUUCCCGGCGCGAUCGCGCACCCUCGUCGCGCUGAUCAUGCAGAUCUCCUGGUCGAUCGGCCUUGUGCUGCUCGCGACGCUCAGCUACGUGAUUCCGGACUGGCGGAUUUUGCAGCUCGCCGUCUCCGUGCCCACCGCGAUCACCGUGCUGUACAUUUGGAUUAUACCGGAGUCGCCGAGGUGGCUACUCGCAAGAGGCAAAUCGACGGAGGCCGACAUGGCGCUCGAGAGAAUCGCGAAAUAUAACAGCUGCUGUAUCAGGACGCGAAAGGAGGAGAUGGCUGAACGGGAGGCAUGCGUGAAAAGUAACACGACGCCGAUAAAACCGGAGAGGAAGUCGCGCGUCAGCAGCGCCGAUCUACAGAGAGCGAGAUCCGAUGAAAAUCAACGAGAAGAAGCCACGAAUCUGCUAAACGGAUCGGAACCGGAGCAAAAAGACCGAGUUUCUGGAGCGAAACCGACGGGCGCGGAGGACAGAUCCGCCAACGUGGAAUUACGUCGGGAGACGCGACUUUCCACACAGGAUGUCGACAACUCGAGGAAUCUGCCAUCGAGCUCGAAAUGCGACAGAAGAAGAUCCGAGGUUGCGACCUCGCGAUCGGGGUGCGAUCAGAGGGUCUCUCUGAGAGCUGCGGAGGAGGUGGUGCUCCGUAGGGCGAAGAAGGAGAGGGCGAGCGAGAACGCGGGGAAGUCGGAGAGUCCCAGCGAGGAACGAGCCACGAGCAAGGCGAGCUCGAUGUUCAAGGACUCGUUCCGAUCGUCAACGUUGAGAAAAUACGGCGUGAUAAUGAUUUGUCAGUGGUUGACCUCCGCGAUGGCUUACGGCAUACUCGACGAUCUCGCGCCCAACAUCCCGAUCAACAGGUACAUCACGUUCAUCCUCGGCGGAGUCCUGGAGAUGGCGACGUACACGUUCGUGUACGUCGUGCUGACCAGAUACGGCAGACGAGUGCCCAUGUGUAUAUACCAGUCCUUCAAUGGUGUCAUUUGUAUCUUGAUGGCGGCCUUUCUCAUUCUUAUCAACGCCACCGCACCGUGGACAGAUCUCAUGAAAACGAUAGUAUUGCUACUUGGCAAAGUAAUCGUCACGGGUACCAUCUCCAUCACCUACUUGCAUACUGUUGAGACAUCCCCAACGGUGAUACGAGGCAGUAGCCUGGGUUUGUGCGUGAUGUUUUCGAAAAUCGGUGGACUAAGCAUGUCGCAUUUGCUAUUAUCGGGACAGUACAUAUCACUUCCGGUACAAUUAGUAAUCAUUGGCAUAUUGUGCAUCGUCUCCGGUGCUCUGGCUCUGAUUUUACCGGAGACAUCGGGUAGAAUUCUGCCGGAUUGUGUGGCGGACGUGGAAAAUAUGCUCGACGAUUGCGGUAAGAGAAACGACUGUAUUAAUAUGGAGAACGAUACUAAGGAAGAUCUGAUGGAGAGGCAAAUACUGAGGGACAAGCUCUUCUCGGAGGAAUGGGUGGACGCCGGCAAUGGGAUUCUAGUGAAUUUUUCGGAAAUUAAAAGCACAGAGUAAAGCCGAGACGGCUUUGCGCAUAGAAUCUUUCGCCAACUCACUCGGUGUUAUCAAACCGCUCUUCACUCGUACGAAACCUCGACCGAUGCAGUAAAAGAUUAGUUUUAUUUUUAUUAAAUGGAUAUCGAUUACGUAUAUGUGCUAUAUGAGUAUCGUACAUAAAUCGAGCGAUAUGUGGUACUAUUAUAUUUAUAACAAUAGUAUUUAUUUUGAUGUUAUGCGUAAGAAAGUAACGUAACGUAGAUGAGAGCGUAUUUAAGAGAAGACUCAGGAUAACUAAAUGACAGAGAUCAAGCCCGCACUUCCAUCGCGAAGUUGUGUGUAAUACAUGUGAUAUGGUUACUUUUGAAUUUAAUAUAGUAUAUAAUCGUAAUUUGGUAGCGACUUAUAAGUGGACGUUUGUCAAAGUAUACGAAUAAUUGUGUUCUUCAUAUUCUGAAAUAUUAUAAAUCCAAGUAUAUACACAUAUAACAAUUGAUGUAACAAGACUGAGCGUUAGGGAGAAAUACAUAUCUUCGAUGCGGA